Danaus chrysippus (African queen) is the source of this 1572-nucleotide messenger RNA. The record is from the annotation of a GenBank genome assembly. NCBI's taxonomy places the organism in Eukaryota, Metazoa, Arthropoda, Insecta, Lepidoptera, Nymphalidae.
AUGAUGAGAAGUGUGGUGGUAGUGUUAUUGAUAUCAAAUAUUGUGUCAGUACGAAAUACAUUACGAAAAGAUCCAGCCUACUGGAAUAAAUUAGCUAAAGAUGAACUAGAAGAAGCAUUGAAACUAAAAUGGAAUCAAAACACUGCGAAGAAUGUGAUUUUGUUCAUUGGAGAUGGGAUGGGUCCAAACACAGUCACCGCUACAAGGAUAUACAAAGGAGGCGAAACCCAUAAGCUUUCAUAUGAGAAGUUUCCACACAUUGGAUUGCUAAAAACAUAUUCCGCCAACAAAAUGGUACCAGAUUCAGCAAGUACGGCCACCGCUUUGCUGUGUGGUGUCAAAGUGAACCAGAACACAAUAGGAGUAGAUGCUUCAGUGAACCAUUAUGACUGUGCGGCAUCCCUAGAUAAUAGCACUAGAUUGGAGUCUUUGGCGACUUUAGCGCUGAAAGCUGGAAAAAGCGCUGGUUUUGUGACAACAAUGCGUGUGACCCACGGUACUCCUGGGCCGUUAUACGCACACAGCGCGGCUCGGCAGUGGGAAUGUGAUGCAAGUAUGAAGGAUGAAGCGAAGAAAUGUAAGGAUAUAGCAAGACAACUGGUGGAAGAUUGGCCGGGGAGAGACCUUCAGGUGAUAAUGGGUGGUGGGAGGCAGAGUUUGAUGCAGAAUGUCACCGAAACCUCCUCAGACCCAAUAAACAGCUGGACCUGUUCCAGAAGAGAUGGACGUGAUCUCAUCAAAGUAUACAGAAAGGACAAAGAAGAUAGGAAACUUAAAUACAGAGUUCUAUCAAAUAACAGAGACUUGAAGUAUUUGGAUGUGGCUGAGACUGAUUAUGUGUUAGGAAUAUUUGCCAACGAGCACUUACGAUAUGAAAGCCAAAGAGACAAAAGUCCUGAAGGAAUGCCAUCUAUCAGCGAUAUGGUGGGAGCAGCUAUAAAAGUAUUACGAAAGAAUAGCAAUGGAUACUUUUUAAUGGUGGAAGGCGGUAAUAUAGAUAUGGCACACCAUAGAGGUCGCGCAAAACUAGCUAUUGACGAGUCAUCAGCUAUGGACGAAGCUGUCAAGAAAGCUUUGGAAAUGACGAAUGAAGAAGAAACUUUAAUAGUUGUUACAAGUGAUCACUCACAUACUAUGACGAUCAACGGCUACCAGGACCGAGGCGGGAAUAUAUUUGGUACAAUAGGCCCAUCAAAAUACGACGGUGUUAAUUACACGGUAAUUUCUUACGGCACGGGCGGGCCGGGUUCGUUCAAACAUUCAAUAACAACUAUUGACAACGUCACUCGCGUUGUAAGAAAAGAUCCGUCAACUGUCAAUACGGAUGACAUGUUGUAUGAACAGAUAGCAGCUAUUACAUUGGAAGAGAACUCACAUGGCGGAAGUGACGUCACAGUUUAUGCUAAAGGUCCAUUCUCGCACCUAUUCCACAAUGUUCACGAACAACAUUUCGUUUUCCACGCCAUAUCGUACGCGGCAAAACUCGGAGUAUAUUCAUCGGCUGACAGUAUAAGAUACAGUGUUACUAUAUUGACUGUUGUAUUAUUACUAUUACUGAAAUCAUUAUUAUAA